This is a messenger RNA of Paramecium pentaurelia, 1043 nucleotides long. NCBI's taxonomy places the organism in Eukaryota, Ciliophora, Oligohymenophorea, Peniculida, Parameciidae. The record is from the annotation of a GenBank genome assembly.
AUGAAAAAUGAUAAUUCACUUGUAAAUUAAUAAGCUAAGAGUAAUCUAAGCAAUCAAAAUUAAUCUCCAAGAAAAUAAUAUGCUCCUUAAGAUACUAUGUCAUAGAUUAUAUAAUUCAAUCCUUAAUCUUCGAAUCUGAAAUCAUCAUCUCCUCAUAAACCAAAAGAUUAACCAAAGCAAAGUUUCUAUUUUGUUUAGGAUGAUGGUUUAAGACAAUAUGAUACAUAGGAAAAAGUUAAGAAUAACUAAAAUAUUACAAAAUAGUUAACAAAUAGAAACGAUAAAUAACGAAAACAAGUUGAUCUAUCAAGUAAUGUAUUUGAGAAUACUAAAAUUAUUGAUAUGAAAGCUAAAUCACCUGAAAAUUAAUAAUUAAUUAAUACAUCAAUCUAAUGGACAAAUGUGCAUUAUGGUAAAGUACUCACAUCUGUGAAUGAGAAAGCAGAAUUUGAUAAAGAUUAUGCCAAAUAAAGAAAGCAUUAAGAGUUACAACAAUAAUAUUAGGAUGGUUCAACUCAUAAGAGUCCUUCUAAAAUAAUAGAGAAUGAGAUUAAUAUUUAAUCUAAGAAAUAAAAUCAAUAAUUCUCUGAUCUUUUUGGAUAAGAAUUGGGAAAUAAAGAAAGAAAGUGGUUAAGACCAUAGCGUAGUCUUUCCCCUUAAAUAAAAUGGACAACAUUUGAUAGUAAUAGAGAUUAUAAAGAUUUUGGUGAUAUGAGUAUUAAAGUAAAUCUCAUAUUACAUUAUAUAGGAAUCUAAAUUACGUAAUAUAAAUACUGAUAAUCAAAAAGAUAAUCAGAAAGAUAUUCAUAAAUUAAAUCACCCUUUGACUUCACCAUUUUUUGAUGUAAAAUAUAUAAUAAUAAUAUUGAUAGUGCCAAAUGUCCUAUGAAAAAAUAAAAGGGUAAUAUAAAUAAUAGAAUUAAUUAAAAUAAUUAGAGAGUGUAUAAUCAAAGAAAUUUGGAUAAGAAAAAAAGAUUGAAUAGAGUAAUAGUAAUAAAAAGUAUGAGGGUCUCUAUUCAUGGAAAAACAAUUAUUAAAAAUGA